UCACCUGGAAGAAAAGCGACCCAGUUCCCUGCAGCCAGUCACUUCAAGCUACCUUUCCCCUCACCAACCUAAACCCAGGUGACCCUUCUCCUCUCUUCGUCACUCUCCUCAGUCAUCGAAGAAUUCCCCAGAGUAGGAGAUGGGUAUAGUCUUCGGCCGCGAAGAAGAAAGGCAUGAAAGAAACGAUGGAGAUAAAUAUCGUGCCAGGCCAGCGAACCAGCGUUUCUCACCGGUGGCUGAAGCUCAUACAUCACGCGAAGCUGCGUCUCCAUUUCCAUCUUCUAGCUCUGUGGUCCAUAGCAAACUAUCUUCUCUUCCCGAGAAGAGACCGCCGAUCUCGGCAGCAACAAGCACAAGAUCACCGGAAAGAAACGAUGGAGAUUAUUAUCGUACCAGGCCAGCGAGCCAGCGUUUCUCACCGGUGGCUGAAGCUCGUACAUCACGCGAAGCUGCGUCUCCAUUUCCAUCUUCUAGCUUUGUGGUCCAUAGCAAACUAUCUUCUCUUCCCGAGAAGAGACCGCCGAUCUCGGCAGCAACAAGCACAAGAUCACCGGAAAGAAACGAUGGAGAUUAUUAUCGUACCAGGCCAGCGAGCCAGCGUUUCUCACCGGUGGCUGAAGCUCAUACAUCACGCGAAGCUGCGUCUCCAUUUCCAUCUUCUAGCUUUGUGGUCCAUAGCAAACUAUCUUCUCUUCCCGAGAAGAGACCGCCGAUCUCGGCAGCACCAAGCACAAGAUCACCGGAAAAGCCUCAGGAAAGUUGUUCAUCGUUUAUAGUUUCUCAGGCUCCUUCUCUUCCCUUGUCACAGGCUUUCCCGUCUCCUCCUGCUCCACCUUUGAAGACUUCUCCAUCCCGUUUUCCGUCUUCUUGCUCUGCUGCUGGUACCGGAGAUGGCAUGAAAUCAUCCUCCACAACUACUUCUUUUUCCGGGAAAAAGCCAUUGAUCUCGAUAGAACCCAACAAAAGAUUUCUGGAAAUGCUUGGUGAAACUUCUCCACCGUCGAUCUUUUCUCCAUUUCCUCUUCCCUCGCCACAGGCUUCUUCCCUGUCUCCUCAGCUAUUAAAGGCUUCAUCAAAGAUGGUAAAUGUUGUUCAAUCGGAGGUUUUCUCGGGUCGUUCUCCAUUAUCGAAGGCUUCUCCACCUCCUUCCCCAUUCAAGCUUGAUGAACCUGACGAAGGAUUAUCAGAACCACUAAAAAUUGAGCAGAGGAGCAGAUAUGAGAUCCCGAAGCAUCUGAAGGAGCAGAUCGAGAAGGAUAUGGUGCCGCCAGUGCUCAGAAGGCCAUUGUCUCCAUCAACUUAUGCUGACUAUUUUGCAACUUUACUCUAUGCCGAGGACUUUUACCUAGAGAAAUGGAGCAAUUAUUUAUUGUCUGAAGUCACACUAGAGUUGCAGCAUGAUGUGGCCUUUCAGAUUCAAGAUUCAAGAGAGGGCAAGAAAACCAACAUGAAUACUCAUGUAGAUAGAAAAGAUUUUGUAGCUUUUGAGAUCGACUCACUUCCUGAAAGACGACCGUAUCUUUUAUCAAGAGAUUUUGUCUAUGUACAACCUUCAGGAAAGGAAGCAGGACCUUUCAAGGGGAUCCUCUUUCGGGUGGUAAAGAGCAAAACUGUGGUAAAGAGCCCGAUUGUGUUAGUAGAAUUUGGAGAUGAUUUCUACAAACAGCAUUCACCAACAAAGAAGUACGAUGUUAGCUUCUCCUUCAACAGAGUUUGCCUUAAGCGGUUUCAUCAAGCAGUCUUAGCUGCAUCGGAUCCUUUACUAUGUAAAAUCCUCUUCCCUGAUCGAAGCUCCAGAAGCAGUUCCUUACAUUUGCCAUCCUCCGAAGUAGCAGCCUGCAGAAGCUCAAGUCAUGGCCGGCUACAAGUAGUAAAUCGGAUUCUAAAUCUCAAGGGUCCUCUGCCUUAUCUCAUUGAAGGGCCAUUGUCAGAAACCCGAGAUGGAGACCUCUCUAGUACUGGGGCUAUCAUUCGGGAAGCAGUUCUCCAAAUUUGUAGAACUUGUGCUCGCUGCCGAAUACUUGUAUGUGCUCCUAGGAACAGGACAUGCGAUGCACUCAUGAAAAAGUGGAUGUUGGAGAUUCCAGAGUCAGCGUUAUUUCGUGCCAAUGCUGCCUUCCGAGACUAUCAUCUUGUGCCGGAUGACAUUAUCCCAGCAUGCUUGUACGAAGGAGAGUGCUUCACUUGCCCUCCACCUUCUGAGCUCCAGCAGUUCAAGGUCAUAACAUCUACCUUUGUGAAUAGCUUUAGGCUUCACGCUGCUGGAAUUGAAGCUAACCAUUUUACUCACAUCUUCUUGGUUGAUGCUUCUUCCGCUACGGAGCCCGAAACGAUAGUGGCUCUCGCUAAUCUGGUAAACAACGAGACAGUGAUCGUGAUCACAGGUUCAUCAAAUGAUAUUCCAGCUUGGGUACGAUCAGAUAUAGCAAGGUGGAAUGGACUGAAGCAAUCACUCUUUCAGAGGCUUCUUCGGAUGGAACCAUACUCCAAGAAGGAUCCUGUGUUUAUGACACAUAUUGUAUAAAGAAUUCGAACCAGAUGACAGACUGUGCAAAAAAAUACUGAAGUAGAUGCUAUACUUCUGUUUCAGACUGAAGACUCUGUUUUGACACAUCAAGUUCAUGCUCGGCAUUAAUAAAUAUUGAAACAUAUUGUGACAAAACAUGAUCCCAUUAGGCUGUGUUGGUCCAAGAGUUCUGCACAUUGUCUCUAUGACAAUCCUAUGAAGACUCCCGAUCGAGGAUCUAUUUAAUUAUCUAGCUUAAUGUUUAGCCAUUUCCUGAAUGUUUUAGAUAUGGAUCAUUGUUAGAUCUUAUUGCAACUGGUGCAGAUUGUUCAUCAUGCUAAAAUUUGCAGGGCCUUGUGGUUGCUUUGUUGAUUAAGGCCACUAUCGUUAUGCUUCCCAUAUUUUGAGGGAAAAUGUUGUGGUGACAAGAUGGGGAAAGAAGGCCCUAUUUCUUUCUCUCUCUUUUUUCAUGUGUACUUAUAAGAAUGGCUUAAGCUUCGAGACAA
This is a messenger RNA of Phoenix dactylifera (date palm), 3012 nucleotides long. RefSeq names its product putative RNA helicase SDE3. The record is from RefSeq and is a predicted model, not a curated record. Lineage: Eukaryota; Viridiplantae; Streptophyta; Magnoliopsida; Arecales; Arecaceae.